Tetranychus urticae (two-spotted spider mite) is the source of this 3688-nucleotide messenger RNA. The record is from RefSeq and is a predicted model, not a curated record. NCBI's taxonomy places the organism in Eukaryota, Metazoa, Arthropoda, Arachnida, Trombidiformes, Tetranychidae.
GCGAAUCUACCAUAAUUUUGUUCAAGCAAGUCUUCCAAGCCUCUUCCGUAGCAAAUACUCAGAAAUCUUAAAGUGUUCAUAGAACUCGACAACUAUUAUUUGAGGAACAUUUAAUACUGUCAAUGAGUCACUAGUCACUUUCAAAAAUAGCAGGUCCACUGCGAGGUUGGGGUCUUGUUUGGCGGAGUUUUUGGCUAAGGUUCCGGCGUGUCUAGGGGUGAACGCAAUCGCCUCUACGAGGUGUGGCUAGAAACUAGAGAACGGCAGCUCAUACGUACCAUUCGUUGGCUAACGGAGAGUGUCACUGUUUACGUGAACGGCUGACUACAGCCCCUCAACAUAUUGGUGUUUUGGUUCGCCCAUUGACUCAACCAGAGGGUAAUAGUUCUGUUUAAUUCCAGUAUAAGUCCGAAAGGGAGGAUAAGCGUGCUUAAAAACACGGAGGGGUGCAUGAAGAGACAGCUUAGUGCUAUUUUCUGAUUGCUAAUACCUUGUGGUUCUUCCAGUCUUUGACCGGGUUGACUUUCCUCGAUCCGUCGAACCAUAAGGGAUAACGUCCCGAAUCGUCCAACUGAAUAUCUAGGCUAAAGAUUGCGCUUACCGGUGGUUUCUGUUAGGCUGAUCUAAGGGUUAUUUGAACCCGAAGUGAAGCACCUUAUCUUGUCGUUGCAAUACCCGGAUGUUAGGGCUCGUAAGGGAUAGUAUUAGUUCUCAUGUCUUGUGGACUUAGUUGAGAAUUUUGAGUUAUGUUCGGUUCUGUCUGGACGUAAUGAUGACGAAUUCAGUGAUGCUAAGUUGCAAGAUAUGAUACAGAUAGUACUAAGAGUAGCUCUUGUCAUGAGCUGACUUGCACCGGGUCGUUUCUCUUCGGAGCGGCACCAACUUGGUGCAAUGUUCGGUGAUUGUCAGGAAAAGCUCUUAGAUCUUGUCAGCUGGUUGAGAAUUCUGAGUCAUGUUUGGACCUCGGUCUGAAUAUAACGAGGACGAAUUCAACGACGCUAGUUGCAAGAUAGGUAGUGUAGGGCUUAGCUGAGUUCCCUUGGUGGAUUCAUCAAGAUGGACCCUUCUCGGAGGUGUGAAGUCUUGAUGGGUACACCAGCGGUUCAAAGUGAAAGCCCAAAUAGAUUGUAGAGUUGAGAAUUCUGAGUUAUGUUUGGACUUCGUUCUGCAUAUAACGAUGACGAAUUCAGUGAUGCUCAGGGCCCAAACAGCUGUGUAUUGCGGUGACAGCAUGGGGGGAGGGAGUUGAAACCAGUUUUCCAAGAUCAGUAUGUCAAGAACAUGAAUAGUUCCGGCAAGUUUAUUACCAUCUAACCCCUAGACAUGUCGCGUUCCUCAGCGUAUGCGCAUUAGAGUUCCCCCAAUUUCCUCAAAAGUGGACUUGUAAUUUUUCUCUCAAAAACUUUCAACCUAUUGCAUAAUUUCAAAUCCAAAUUCCAAUUCUCAAUUAUUAUCAAGUUAUUAUCGAAUUACCAAGUUUCCAAAUCCACUUUUUCGCAUACGUUGAGUUUUUUGUGAAUUCGCUAGUUCCCGGCCGUGUCCUGGCGACCUCUUUUAACAUUAAUUAAUCAUUUCAUUUAUUAUUAUACGCUAAUUAACAUUUUGCUUUACAGAUUUAUUAUUACUAUUAUUAUUAUUAUAACAUUACUCCAACUUACAAAAUAGAAAUAUGUCAGAAUAUGAAGAUGUGGAGUCCGCUGUUGAUAGCCUGGAGAGUGCGAUUGCAGACAGAAAAGAAAUAGAUAAAAUUAAAGUGCUGAAGUCAGAACUCACAACCUUCUGUUGUACAGAUACCAAUAAAAUAAGUAAGAAGAACACAGAUUAUAUCCUUAAUAUGUUCGAUUCAGUUGCCGCGAUAGCCAAUCAUUUACGAAAUAAACUGUCUAAAGUCCAAGGUGAAUAUGAUGGUUACCGCAGAGCACAUCGAGAGAUCGAAAAAAUUCAUUCUAAGAUUGAAAAACUGCACACUGUAUCAGACAAUGUUGCAACGUUAGCAGACCUGACAGCACAUGCUUAUGCAGAUGUAGAAUCGAUGAAUAGAAAGGUGAAUUCAUUAGUUGACAUUGAGCACGCAAUAACUGAGUUGAGUGAGAACACCGAAAAGUUGAAUGAAAACAUGAACAAGCAGCAGGUAUCAAUGCAACAGCAACAUCCAAUGGCGGCUAAAGAGCCUGCUCAGCAGCCAAGAAGUUUCGCGUCAGUAAUUAAGAAACAAGUAAAUAUAGGUAAAAAUGUCAAGCUGAAUACAUUCACAGUUAAGGAUAAAGGUACUUGCACUGAUGUAAAAGCUCUCAGAUCGAGUUUUUUGAAAUCCGUUGACCCCAUAAAAAACAAGUUGAAAAUAGACAGCAUUAGAAUGGUAUUCAGCAAACCGCAAUUAAUUGUAAAAACAGCUGAUCCAUCUACCUCAGCUUUUCUAACUUCUCGUUCAGGUGCAACCAGCCAAUUCAUCGUCGAGCCUUUCAUUCUUAAAGACCCUAAGAUGAUUAUUCGAAACAUCCCUAAGGAUAUACCAACUGAGGUUCUUGAGUCAGCUAUUAAGCAACAAAACUUUGAUGGUUUUACUGAAAAUGAAGUCAACAGUGGGCUGAAACUUGCCUUUAGAACAGGAGACAAACAAAGAAGUACAGUUGAUUGGGUAAUAGACACAAGUCCAAAAAUUAGAAGUCAUUUAUUGAAGAAACAGGCUCUUUACAUCGACUACCAACGUUGUAAAGUUGAUGAUUUCUUCCGACUCAGAAGAUGCUUUAAGUGUCAAGGUUUCGGUCAUGGUUCGAGCAAGUGUCAGAGAACAGAUAAGUGUAGCCAUUGUGGUGAAGAUCACAAGAUUCAAGAUUGCCAAAAACUAUCUGAAAAGCCAACUUGCAUUAACUGCAAACUUUCCAAGAAAGCGUCACAUGACCACAAAUCAAGCGAUCAGCAAUGUCCUUCGAGAAUCGCCGCCAUUCAGCGUGAAAUCGAAUCCAUUGAUUACACAAACUUCUAAGAAGAUCAAUUUAAACUCCAAGCUGAUUGUUUCUACUUUCUACUAUUGGGUAUUAUUAUUAUUAUUAUUAUUAUUGUUAUUAUUAUUAUUAUUAAUCACAGUUUUUCUUACAGCAUUAACUUUUAACAUAUACACUUAGAGGUCCGGUGAACUUUUACACUCACUUGAUCUCGAACACUAACCUCAUUUUCCAUAAUUUAAUUUAAUCUUCUCUCUAGGUAAAGGAUAUCCACAUAAGUACUCUGGUUUCCUGGUCAGACUUGUCUGACUGGACGAUUUAGUAAAGUGAGAGUAUGCUUGGGCUACAUUUUGUUAAAUCAGAAGGCCUAAGGAAACGUAGCUUGAAAAGCAGUUCAAGAUAAUGAAAGAACCUCGUUUACGAGAGGAAUUCGGAGUUUUGAACUGGAGUUAGUAUGCAAAGGCUGUUUUCUGUUAAGUCAGGAGGCCUGAGGGAACAACUGAGCCAGCAGUCGAGUGGUGAUGCCCAUUUUGGAAACAAACCCAUGUACUUGUACACGACUGAGCAAAAGCAGGUAACUUAGAAACUUAUGUGCGCUCCGAAACCGAAAAGAGAUAAAACUUUUAACGCCCAUUCUAGUUGUUUUAUUACUAACGAGAGCCAUAACAUCCUAGCAUUUUUAGACAUAGAGACACACAACGAUGUGUUAUUAGCUUAGCAGAAAAGUCGCCACUGCAAAUAUA